Messenger RNA from Scutellospora calospora, 129 nucleotides. NCBI's taxonomy places the organism in Eukaryota, Fungi, Glomeromycota, Glomeromycetes, Diversisporales, Gigasporaceae. The record is from the annotation of a GenBank genome assembly.
UGCUCUCAACAACAUCAACAAUAUCAUACAAACUCUAACCAACUUCAACAAAAUAACAGAAGACCUAGCAAUUACAAAUACAAUACCAAACCUCAACUCCAAAAUCACCCAAAUCAACUACAACACUGA